GCAACCUGCUUGCUCGGAGUGAAGUGAAUGUUGAUGGUUUGCGACUUUUGGUCUUCUGGAUGCGCUCUUGCAUUACUUGAAUCACUGAAACGUCGGGAAUAAAGGAUCAGAGUCUGUUAUUGGUUUUUUUUGGAUUGGUGAUACGGUUUGUUCUUUCCUGUACCCGCAAAGCAUCAGGGUCUCGAGGGCUCACCCAUCUCCGAUUUCUUCAACAUUCAACUCGCUUUGAUCGCCACCGUUGCCUUGCUGUCCUUGACAGAACACUCCAUCUUGAUUCUCCUCCCCAUGCGCCCGGCAUCGAGUCAGCAUGGACAAAAUCAAUAUCUUCGUCAGCAGUAUUGCUGGUCUUGGACCUUCGAGUCUCUCAUUUCCCGUUCCCUCAACAGCUACCCUAGAGGAUGUGGCGGAUCAUAUCAGAGAUCGCUUGCCGGCGGACCCAAGGCAGCACCGUCUCGUUCUUACGACGACUUCAAAUAAACAGAUACUACCCUCUCGCUUCCCACUAUCGACCCCAAUUUCCACCGUGUGUGGACUAUCGGACAAGGAUGACUUCGUCUCCCUGCGACUCUCUGCGCCGCUUUGUGGUGGCAAGGGAGGUUUCGGCUCCCAGCUGCGUGCUGCAGGUGGUCGCAUGUCAUCGCGGAAGAAGAAGACCGGGCACGAGAACGACUCGAGCAGGAAUCUCGACGGGCGGCGGUUGCGCACAGUCAACGAAGCCAAGGCACUGGCAGAGUACCUUGCGAUCAAGCCCGACAUGGAACAAAAAGAGAAACAGAAGCGCAGAGAACGAUGGCAACAGGUUGUUGAGGCUGCAGAUCAGAAAGAACAUGAAAUAAAGAAUAGCACAAAGGGCAGAUUGGAUGGCAAAUGGGUAGAGGAUAAGGAAGAGGCCGGCGAGAGGACACGAGAUGCCGUCUUGGCCGCCAUCAAGUCGGGCAAGUAUCCGGACAACCUCGUCAUCAGGGACAGCUCAUCCGAGGAGGAGGGGGCAACAGCAGGCUCGAGUUCAAAAUCAGUUUCGCCACCAGCUCCAGCGAAAGGCAAGCAGCCAGCAGCACGAACGUUUACCGGCUUUGACGACGAUGACGAGUUCAUGAGCUCGAGCGACGAGGAGUAAUUUAUCACAAAAAGGCAUGGCAAGGCGUUUUUAGGGGUCCAGCGAAUUGUUUCCACUGUAUUUGUACCUUUUGAGGACCCUCGAUGCUUUGAUAUAUAGCUUGCUCAGCCAAGUUUCCCGCCCGGAGUUGUGGCGACACAGGCACGGUUGUGCUAACACACAACGAUAGCCUUUCAUCAUCCCAUAGUCGGACUUUGAGUUAUUCGAAAGAAGAAGAAGAAGGAGAAGAAGAAGAAGAAGGAGAAGGAGAAAUGAAAAUAAAAAGGGGAUGGGUGCUAUGCACGCGGCCUUGUGUUGUUGUUAACUCUGCCAUGGAUUUCCCACGCGGCAUAAGGCUUCUCUUAUCAUGACGAUAUCCUUAGUAACUUAUACCAAGCUGAUCUCUGUAUCCUGAUCGGUUACGAAUAGGCAUUAAACAAUCCAAUAUAUGGUCCAAAGGCUAUAGUUUUUAAGCGAAAA
This is a messenger RNA of Truncatella angustata, 1576 nucleotides long. Its product is annotated as telomere stability and silencing-domain-containing protein. The record is from RefSeq and is a predicted model, not a curated record. The transcript has a single exon. Bases 308 to 1117 code for a protein of 269 amino acids. Lineage: Eukaryota; Fungi; Ascomycota; Sordariomycetes; Amphisphaeriales; Sporocadaceae. Gene Ontology annotation, cellular component: nucleus.